GAAAGUUAGAGUUUUUGUUGGCAGAUGCUUUGGACAAGGGUUGCAAGCACAUAAUUACGUGUGCUGGAAUGCAGUCUAAUCAUUGUAGAGCCACAGCGGUGGCGUCAGCUCAAAUGGGAUUGAAAAGUCAUCUAGUGGUUCGAUCCAAACUGAAGAAUUCUGAAGACGUUCCUUGUAAUGGCAACCUGCUUCUUGACAGAAUGUGUGGUGCCCAAAUCUACAUCGUGCCUUGGGAAGGUACUUACGAGUCUCAUCUCAAACCAAGUAUGAUAAAUAUUGCUAGAGGAAUUAAGGAGACAAGUGGAGAAGACUCGUACCUCAUUCCUCUUGGUGGGAGUAAUUCGGUUGGACUUUUUGGCUACAUAACAGUAUUUCACGAAAUGAUUUCGCAGGGUAUUCUAGAAAACUUUGAUGACAUAGCCUUUGCCUGUGGAAGUGGGGCUACCGCUGCAGGGCUUGCUGUAGGCAACUACCUGAACGGGUCCAAGCUCAAAAUCCAUGCUCUGUUCGUGGGUUCAGAUGCCGAGUUUUGUAAAGCCGCUGUUAACCAGAUGUUACACGAUGUUGGGCUGACUGAAGUACGCUCAGAGGACAUGGUUGACAUGAUUGAAAGUCCUGAAAACCAAGGCUAUGGGCUGUACACACAGGAAGAUUUAGAUUACUUCAUUCAAGUGAGCAUUGAUACGGGCGUCAUUGUCGAUCCAACCUACACUGGCAAAGCUGUGAAGUUCCUGGUUCAAGAAAUGAACAACCACCCUGAUAGGUUCAAGGGUAGAAGGGUAUUAUUUUUGCACACAGGUGGUGUCUUUGGACUGUAUGAUGGAAAGAUGGACAACGUAUUGAAGAAGCACGAAAUGACCAAUAGAGUCAAGAUACUUAAUGACUAAACGGAACGAGUUUUGAGUCUCUUGCCGUGUGAGUAAUGAGUCGCUUAUUCUUCAUUCCUACCGUUACACCUGAGUAACGGAAGAAAUGGGGGGAAACGGAUAUAUUGGGCUUGAACCUGUCACAUUUUGAAUUAUUUUUUCGGACAAACUAGCAGCCGAAGAGAAAUGGUCUGCUGAGACUUUGGCAAAGAGAAAGGUCAGUAUAGGACCCACCGUUGCCACCCUGUGGCAGCACUUUCUGGGUUGUAUUAAGACAAUCUGCCCGUGAAAAUAAAUAUAGCAUAAUUUCAUAUCACAGUCAGCUAACGCCAAUAUGAAGUUAUCCAGUUAAAACUUUUUUCCGGUAUAGUUAUCUACCGGGUACCACGAAUGAUAUAGUUGAGAGUAACGACGAUUCAUCAGAGAUUGAGGACGGUGCGAAUGAGUUUAAUGAUUCUGUAGAAAUAGAAAACGCUGUGGAUAAGGGCGUCUUUCUUUCACAGGGAGAGUUUCAACUUUCUGAACAUAAGCCAGCUCAAGUGUCACGAUAAAAAAGUAAAUAAAACCGAGGCCACCUAUUACACUGGAGUUCUUUUAUACAUUCGUGCACAAUUUUAGACUAGUUUUUUUUGUGAAACAUCAGCUGUCAACUCACAAUUUUCAAUGUAAAAUAUAUUGAAAACGUGUUUAUAAGAGUUGGCAUAAAUGGGAUAGAAAUA
This is a messenger RNA of Lingula anatina, 1585 nucleotides long. RefSeq lists its product as uncharacterized. The record is from RefSeq and is a predicted model, not a curated record. Lineage: Eukaryota; Metazoa; Brachiopoda; Lingulata; Lingulida; Lingulidae. Gene Ontology annotation, molecular function: D-cysteine desulfhydrase activity.